Messenger RNA from Entrophospora candida, 149 nucleotides. Lineage: Eukaryota; Fungi; Glomeromycota; Glomeromycetes; Entrophosporales; Entrophosporaceae. The record is from the annotation of a GenBank genome assembly.
AUGAAUAUAAAGAUGGUAUAAUUGAUAAUUUAAUAAUUACAAAAUUGAGAUUACAAAAAGAAAACUUAGAAGUAGAAAAGUAUAAAUUAACUAAGGAAAAAGAAAGAAUUGAAAAGGAUUAUAAAAACCUUGAAAAUAACAUUGCUGAA